Messenger RNA from Symbiodinium sp. CCMP2592, 420 nucleotides. Lineage: Eukaryota; Dinophyceae; Suessiales; Symbiodiniaceae. The record is from the annotation of a GenBank genome assembly.
AUGGCAAGCAUGAUGCUGCCGAGGGUUUAUGAUCCUCGGAAACAGGUGUUCCUUGCUUCAGGUGCAGAACACACGCCGCCUGUUUUCGUGAGCCGCGGCCGAGUGCUUCGAGUCAAGAGAUUGUCACCCGUGCCUCCGGUCCCAGCGAGGUACAACUACAACGUUCAUGCAGCCAUGCAGCCCACUUUGGUCCCAGUGCAAAGCCACUAUCCAACUCUUUUGGCCGGACCUUCAGCGAGAUUGGUCCGCUAUCCCAACUGUUCGGUGCGGAAGCCGCUCAAGAAUGAAGCCUUGGCCCCCAAGGCCAGCAUCAGCAAGGUGCCAAUGUCCUGGAAGGCUCACGGCACAAACGGACAGGGACAUGACGAUCAAGUCGAUGACAAACCCGAGAAAUUCGAGUCUUGCAACAACAGCGCUGCA